ACAAUCAUGGCCGAAACAAUCACUACAAUCUCACCCAUUACCAACAAGGGUAUCAUCGAGCGCCAAGGGCUCAGCGACUCGGAACUCAGCGAGUUGGCGAGCAGAUCCGCUGAAGCCUUCAAGUCCUACAAGAAGACAUCGUUGGACGAACGCAAGAACUAUAUCAAGAAGGCUCUCGAGCUCAUCACUUCCAAACAAGAUGAGCUGGCCAAGGAGAUUACCGAGCAAAUGGGACGCCCAAUCGCAUACACAGCUGUCGAGGUGAAGACGGCCGUCGCCCGUGGCGAGUACCUGCUUAAGAUCGCCGAGGACGCCCUCUCCGACACUCCUGGCGAGCCUCAGGAAGGCUUCAAGCGCUUCGUUCGCAAGGUGCCUCUGGGUCCCGUUCUUGUGCUCUUUCCAUGGAACUACCCAUACCUGACUCUUGUCAACUCAAUCGUUCCUGCUCUUCUAUCAGGCAACACUGUCAUAAUCAAGCCCUCGCCGCAGACACCAACUAUCGCCGAACAAGUCGUUUCUGCCUUCAACCAAGCCGGCCUUCCCAAGGACGUCAUCCAGUACUUCCACUGCGGUGACUUCCAGAAGAUUGAGAAGCUCGUCAAGAACCCCGAUAUUCGGCUUGUCUGUUUCACCGGCUCCGUUGCUGGUGGUCUCGCCGUUCAAAAGGCCGCAAGCGACAGAGUAGACUCGAGAGUUGGUCUCGAGCUAGGUGGAAAGGAUCCAGCAUACAUCAGAUCCGAUGUCGACCUGGCAUGGGCCGCCGAAGAGAUUGUUGACGGUGCUAUCUUCAACUCUGGACAGAGCUGUUGCAGCAUUGAGCGCGUCUAUGUCAAUGAGAAGGUCCACGACGACUUUGUCAAGGAGCUACAANAAGUCUUGGCCAAAUACAAGCUGGGCGACCCAUUUGACAAGUCCACACACGUCGGUCCUGUUGUUUCCAAGCGCUCUGCCGAGACCAUCCGCGCUCACGUCAAGGAUGCUAUCUCCAAGGGUGCUCAGGAUAUGACACCCAAAAACUCGUCUUUCGAGUCACCGCCGGCCGACGGAAACUAUGUGGCUCCUGUCCUCCUUACCAAUGUUUCUCACAAGAUGGAUGUCAUGACCGAGGAGACUUUUGGCCCUGUUAUCCCGGUCAUGAAGGUCAAGGAUGAUGCCGAAGCCAUUCAAUGGAUGAAUGACAGUCAAUUUGGCUUGACUGCCAGCAUCUGGACAAAGGAGACUGAAAAGGGUUAUGAGCUUGCCGAUGAUGUUGAAGCUGGAACCGUCUUUGUCAACAGAUGCGACUACCCUGCUCCCGACCUUGCAUGGGUCGGAUGGAAAGACUCUGGCAAGGGACAGACCCUGUCAAAGUUCGGCUUUGAUCAAUUUUCCAGACUCAAGAGCUACCACAUCAAGGACUACCCAAAAUAA
Messenger RNA from Aureobasidium uvarum, 1410 nucleotides. Lineage: Eukaryota; Fungi; Ascomycota; Dothideomycetes; Dothideales; Saccotheciaceae. The record is from the annotation of a GenBank genome assembly.